Molecule: messenger RNA, 3497 nt
Organism: Melozone crissalis (California towhee)
Lineage: Eukaryota; Metazoa; Chordata; Aves; Passeriformes; Passerellidae
Gene: ARHGAP45
Product: Rho GTPase activating protein 45
Exons: 23
Coding region: 1-3390 (1129 amino acids)
Biological process (GO): signal transduction; activation of GTPase activity
Cellular component (GO): membrane
Molecular function (GO): GTPase activator activity
Source: RefSeq, a predicted model, not a curated record
AUGCUCGGUCGGGCUGCGGGCAGGAAAAGCUACAGCCCCUCGGCAGCGGCGGGCAGAGCCCACCACCCCCAGCGAUCCCUGGACUCGCUGCCCCGCACGCCCACCGUGAGGCUGACGGAGCUCUCCCGCAAGGAUUGCCUGGACGCCCCGGGCUGCAGCGUGGCGGAGCUGCCCGCGGGCAGUGCCAAGCUCAGCAGCAGCCCUGGCGCUGUGGGCACCCUGAAGCGCCCCACCAGCCUGAGCCGCCAUGCCAGCGCCGCCGGCUUCCCCCUGCCCAAGGGCCACAAGACCCCGCUGUGCUACAGCCCCAUGGAGGGCGGGGACGGUCCCUUCAUCGACCCCGAGGACAUCUCGCAGCUGCUGGCAGACGUGGCGCGCUUCGCCGAGGCCCUGGAGAAACUGCGGGACGUGGUGCUGCGAGAUGACCCCAAGGAGCCCCAGAGGCCGCUGGCCCACGAGUGCCUGGGUGAAACCCUCCGCAUCCUGCGCCAGGUCAUCAAUAAAUACCCUCUGCUCAACACCCUGGAGACCCUGACGGCCGCUGGGACCCUCAUCUCCAAAGUCAAGGGUUUCCACUAUGAAUCCAACAAUGAGGCAGACAAGAGGGAGUUCGAGAAGGCUGUGGAGACCAUCGCUGUGUCCUUCAGCAGCACGGUGUCUGAGUUCCUCAUGGGGGAGGUGGACAGCAGCACCAUCCUCUCCAUUCCACCCAGCGACCAGAACCAGACCAUGGAGAGCCUCUAUGGGGGGAUUCCUGGGCCCAGAGGAGAUGGAGUGCCCUCAGGCACGGACAGCUGUGCCACAGCCCGUCCUGCUGCUGAGGAGGUGGAUGUGAUGCUGCAGCGCUGCGAGGGGGGCGUGGACGCUGCCCUCCAGUAUGCCAAAACCAUCUCCAAGUACAUGAAGGACCUGAUGGGAUACAUGGAGAAAAGGAAUGCACUGGAGGUAGAUUUUGCCAGAGGGCUCCAGAAGAUGGCAAACAGCUGCAAGCAAACCAUCAGCCAGGAGACCAGCAUGCCUUUCCUGUCCAUCUAUCUGCUGGCCCUGGAGCAGGACAUGGAGCACGGGGCCUCCAUGGUGCAGGCAGCCACCACCCUGCAGCAGCAAACCUUCCUUCAGCCACUGAUGGUGAGACGCCUGGAACAUGAGAAACGCAGGAAGGAGAUCAAGGAGCAGUGGCACCGGGCUCAGAGGAAACUGCAAGAGGCAGAGGGGAACCUGCGCAAGGCCAAGCAGACGUACAUGCAGCGCAGCGAGGAGCACGACAAGGCCAAGUACAUGGCGGUGAAAGCAGAGGAGGAGCAGCAAAACACGACCAGCAGCACCACCACCAAAACCCUGGACAAGAAGAGGCGGCUGGAGGAGGAAGCCAAGAACAAGGCAGAAGAGGCCAUGGCCACGUACCGCACCUGCGUGGCCGAUGCAAACACGCAGAAGCAGGAGCUGGAGGACACCAAGGUGAACUCGCUGCGCCAGAUCCAUGAAGUGAUCAAACAGACUGACCAGGUCAUCAAAUCGGCCACCAUCUCCUUCUACCAGCUGAUGCACAUGCAGACAGCGGCGCUGCCGGUGAAUUUCCAGACGCUGUGUGAGAGCAGCAAGCUCUACGACCCGGGCCAGCAGUACGCGUCCCACGUGCGGCAGCUGCAGCGCGGCGACGAGCCCGACGUGCAGUACGACUUCGAGCCCUACGUGUCCCACAAUGCCUGGUCUCCCUUUACUCAGCCACAGAAGGGCAGCUUCAGUGCCAGUGAGUUCUCCACGAGUGCAGAGGGGGCUGGGGCUGGCUCAGAGGGAGCAGCAGCAGCCAAGGAGUCGCCAAGUGGGGCUGGAGCAGCCGAGAGAAGAGGUGGGAGGGGACACCAGGUGCACAAAUCCUGGCCAACCUCUGUGGCUGAGGCUGACAGCAGCCUGGAUUCCAAUGCAGGCGAAUUCAGCCACAAGCUCCAGAGGCUCUCCUCCAACGGCACCGCGUCCUCCAGCGAGGAGCUGGAGGAGAAGGACGGGACCAGCAGCACCCCCUUUGAGCAGAGCAUCAAUGGGAUCACCCCAGAGCUGGCAGCUCCCACGGGGCCCUUCAGGAACGUUGGUUUGUCCAAGGCUGCCCAGACCCAUCGGCUGAGGAAGCUCCGAGCCCCCUCCAAGUGUCGGGAGUGCAACAGCUACGUGUACUUCCAAGGAGCCGAGUGUGAGGAGUGCUACCUGGCCUGCCACAAGAAGUGCCUGGAGACCUUGGCCAUCCAGUGUGGGCACAAGAAGCUCCAAGGGAAGCUGCAGCUCUUCGGGCAGGACUUCACGAAGGCGUCUCAGGGCAGCUCGGAUGGGAUCCCCUUCAUCGUCAAGAAAUGCAUCUCAGAGAUUGAGAAGAGGGCCCUGAAAACAAAGGGCAUCUACCGAGUUAACGGUGUCAAGACACGUGUGGAGAAGCUUUGCCAGGCCUUUGAGAACGGCAAGGAGCUGGUGGAGCUGUCCCAGGCCUCCCCUCACGACAUCAGCAACGUCCUGAAGCUCUACCUGAGACAGCUGCCGGAGCCCCUGAUGCCCUUCAGGCUGUACAACGAGCUGAUGGGGCUGGCCAAGGAGAGCCUGCAGGGCACUGAGGCCAAGGGCCGUGCUGGGAAGGGCGGCCCCGAGCUGGUGGACAGAGGAGCCGACACCGACCCGGUGGUGCUGGGCCUGGUGCUGAAGCUCAGGGAGCUGCUCCGGGAGCUGCCCCGUGAGAACAUGGCCACGCUCCAGUUCCUCCUGCAGCACCUGAGGAGGAUCAUGGAAGUGGAACAGGACAACAAGAUGACCUCAGGCAACCUGGGCAUCGUCUUUGGGCCGACGCUGAUGCGCCCCAGGCCCACGGAUGCCACCAUUUCCCUGUCCUCGCUGGUGGAUUAUCCCCACCAAGCUCGGAUCAUUGAGGCACUCAUCAUCUUCUACCCCACCAUCUUCGAGCACAAGGACUUGGCACCCAGCAGGCGUGGCUCAGGUGCCACAGAGGAGGUGGCCAGUGGUGCUGAGCAGGCCCCUGCAGGCUCCCAGCCCGUGGCUCCUCUUGCCACCAGCCCCUACCUGGAGCUGCCUUCGGACAAAGGGAAUUUGGCUUUCAGCGCUGACUCCCUUGCAGAGUCCGGUGACCGCUCCGUGGACUCUGAUUCAGAGCUGGAGGACGGCGGGGAGCCACGGACACACCUGACCAAGCAGGGCAGUGAGACCAGCACGGAAGAGGUUAAUUUCUGUGACGAGGAGGGGCUGCGGAGCCGGAGCUGCAGCGUGGGCCAGUCCGAUGAUGCAGAGGGCUCUGCUCCCGAGGAGCAAAGCAAUCUGGAGGAACAGGCUGAGAGCAGGGAUGGCACCAACCAGCCUGGCACCUCUGCCACCCCCAGGGAUGGCACCAACUAGCCCGGCACCUCUCGGGGCCACGGCAGCCACGAGCUGCAGCCCCGGCUCAUCUAAGGUACCCCAGACACUGGGAUGGACAAAGGAGCAAAUCCCCAUGGCUGCCCAGC